Messenger RNA from Pogona vitticeps (central bearded dragon), 1574 nucleotides. It is a transcript of the gene TNFAIP6, whose product is annotated as TNF alpha induced protein 6. Gene Ontology annotation, molecular function: hyaluronic acid binding. Gene Ontology annotation, biological process: cell adhesion; negative regulation of inflammatory response. The record is from RefSeq and is a predicted model, not a curated record. NCBI's taxonomy places the organism in Eukaryota, Metazoa, Chordata, Lepidosauria, Squamata, Agamidae.
UAAAAUGAGUCAGACUCACAAAAACCUGGGACUGGUUUUAAUUGUGAGCAAUACUACACAACAUGUUCAAUUGGAGCAUGCUUGCUGACCUCACAGAUGAAAACACUAUUUAAGAUCUGGUAACCAGAUGUUCCUCUAGGAACGAAGCAGCUGUGAACAGCCGUUUUCCAGACCACUUCAGCAGUGAGUGCAAAAUAUUCUAGCUGAAGAAGAUAUGAUUGCAUUAACUCUUCUCUUUGCUUUGUUGUGGGAGAGGGCUCCUGGUUGGGGAUUCAAGAAUGGAAUUCUCCAUAACUCCAUUUGGUUAGAGAGAGCAGCAGGAGUAUACCACAGAGAAGGAAGGGCGGGAAAAUACCAGCUCACCUACUUGGAAGCCAAGGCUGUGUGUGAAUAUGAAGGAGGACACCUGGCCACCUAUCAACAGCUGGAGGCUGCAAGAAAAAUAGGAUUUCAUAUGUGUGCUGCUGGCUGGCUAGCGAAGGGGAGAGUUGGCUACCCUAUUGUGAAACCUGGAAGCAACUGUGGCUUUGGGAAGACUGGGAUUGUUGAUUAUGGUUUUCGACUCAACAGGAGUGAAAAAUGGGAUGCUUACUGCUAUAACCCCAAUGGAAAAGACUGUGGUGGCAUCUUCACAGAUUCAAAGCAUAUCUUCAAAACCCCCGGCUACCCAAAUGAAUAUGAAGACGAUCAAAUCUGUUACUGGCAUAUAAGAGUGAAGUACGGCCAGCGGAUUCAAAUAGAGUUUCUCGACUUUGACCUUGAAGAUGAUAUGGCUUGCAUGGCUGAUUACUUAGAAAUAUAUGACAGCUAUGAUGACGUCAAUGGCUUUGUGGGCAGGUACUGCGGAGAUGAACUUCCUGAUAGCAUCAUUAGCACAGGGAAUGUAAUGACUCUGAAAUUCUUAUCUGAUGCUUCAGUAACAGCAGGAGGCUUUCAGAUUAAAUAUACUGCGAUAGAUACAUCCAAGAAGAAUACAACGGUCCAGGACAGCACUAAUUAUUUAGCUGGGAGAUUUGGCAUUGUAUAAAAGAACUCUGAUAUAAAGAAAGCAAUUUGCCUUGGGUGUCUGUUAAAGGAUUCUUCUCCUGUGCUCCAACACCAAUAGCAUAAGUCUUUCUCCCAGUGGGCCCUAGUCCUUGUGAUCUCCUGGCUGUUACCUCUUUCCAAUGCAGCAUCUUCUUUUCAUUGAUUUUCAGUGUCACACAUACCUUUUGUUUAAUAAUUCCCACCACCACCUGGAGCCUCCCCUUUUUUCUGUUUCUCCACCAGUGCUGCAAAGCCUGCCUCUCUGGUAUAAUUUGUUUCAUAUUUUUAGCCAGUUUCCAGGGGGAUGAAUGAGUGGGUCUGCAGUGGGAAAAGUCUGGUUCACUCCUAAAGCGAGCAAUCAGACAAUACCUUUACUGGAGUGAACCAACCCACCUCCAGAAUGUUUCUAUCCACACCUUUCUAGCCUCUCUCAGGAGCCUCUACUUCUUUUAAGUAUAGGUAUGAUCGCCCUGAUUUGGUUUGUUUCCAGCAUGUGCAAUCACUGGAAAUGAACCAAAACAAUCCGCCUUCUUUUAAUCUGCCAUGUC